GACAAACACACGUCAAAAAAAUUGAGAGGUUAGUAGCGUGAAAAAUUUUCUUUGCAUUUUUCCAUCGUUUUUUAGAGAGUUCUGAGGCCAUAAAUAGUGUUUUAAAUUGUGGUAGAGUGACAAAGUAUGUGGCAUGAGGCACGUAAACAGGAAAGGAAGAUCCGUGGGAUGCUGGUGGACUACAGAAAAAGAGCUGAACGACGACAAGAUUUUUACGAGAAAAUCAGAGCUGAUCCUACGCAGUUUAUCCAGAUUCAUGGACGAAAGUGCAAGAUUCAUCUGGAUCCAAGUAUUGCGGCAGCCGGGGAUAGCCCCGCUAUCAUGAUGCCAUGGCAGGGACACCAGGACAUCAUGAUCGAUCGGUUUGACGGGAGAGCCCAUCUGGACUAUAUACCUCAGGUGAUGAAGACGGAGGAGUCUGACGAGGUGUCGUCGGAGGAGAGACAGGCCAAUUAUGAGAGAUACAGGAUUUUGGCACAGAAUGACUUUUUGGGCAUUUCAGAGGAGAAAUAUCUGCAUCAGUUGUAUCUGGAGGAGCAAUUUGGCGUCAAUGCUCAGAUUGAGGCGGAAAAGGUGGCCAGCAAGAAGAAAUCCGGAGGAGUUACCAUUGGCUAUGUUUAUGAGGAAUCAGAUCCAGCACCGACAAAUUUCAACGACACCCUCAUGGCCGUGAGUUCAGCCUCAACGGAGAGGGAUUCGUCAGAUUCAGAGCUCGACAUGGAUGUGUCAAUUGAUGUCAGCAAACUGGAUACAUCCCAAGCGCACGAGUUGAAUGAGUACGGAAGGAAUUAUGGCAUGAAGAGCAAUGAUUUCUACUCAUUUCUCACGAAGGAUGCAGAUGAGGCGGAUGCCCUGCGUCUGGCCAAGGAGGAGGAGCAAGAGAAGAUCAUGUUCAGUGGAAGGAAAAGUCGCCGGGAACGUAGAGCUCAGAGGGACAAGAAACUAACCAGGCGUCCCUUUAGCCCUCCCAGUUACGCAGCUCCCGAAGAGAAGCCAUCUCUCAAGGAGAACAGCGACAAGAAUGACAACAGUGAUGAUUCCCGUUCACCAUCUCCAGUCAAUUCCGGGAAGAUCACGUACAUUACAUCCUUCGGAGGAGAAGAUGAACUGCAGCCUCACUCAAAAAUCUCCAUCAAUUUCAACAAAAACAUCAAAAGUACAGAAAAUUUGCCCGGAAAGCAGGAUCAAUCGUCAACUCUGGGCUCUCUCCUGGACACCGGAAGGCCCAUGACUUACGCCGAGAAGGUUAAGCAGAAUCUAGAUAAGCUGAAAGCCAUGAAUAAUCUGUCCUCUGCAAAGCCCCAGGCAACGGGACAGGUUGAGUAUGUGGGAAAACCAGUUAGAUAUCUCAGGACAAACUCAGUACAUCGAUCCCGGAGUCGAUCCAGAGGUCACAGCAGACGCUACAGUCGUUCCAGAAGCCACUCUCGACGUCGUCGAUGGAAUUCUCCAUCGUAUCGCAGUAGAAGAUCUCGGAGUAGUUCACGGUCGAGUGGCAGGAGAAAUCGCUCUUCCAGGAGUCACCGAAGAAGAUCCAGAAGAUCAUCUAGCUCCUCCUCAUCGCCCUACAUUCCACGGCGAAAGAGACGAUAUUCAUCCUCUUCGUCUUCCUCCACUUCCACGUCAGACUCCCCAAAGAGGGCUCCUCCAUCAUCAUCAUCGACAUCCUCGUCCUCCUCGACCUCGCCCGAGAGGCAAAAAAGUGUCCCAGCUGCAGGCAAAGUACCCAGUCAACCUCAAACCUCUGUGGCAAUGGUCCAGGCUACUGUCGCGCCGCCCGAGGAGAAGGAAAAAAUUGCAGGGAAUCCGGAGGUACAGGUCCAACAGCCGCCUCCUGAAGUGCCUAUCAAGCGAUACUACGGAAGACGUCGAGAGGACAGGACUUCUUCAUCGUCCAGUGACACUGAGCCAACGGACGGUGGAGAGAGCAAAUCAGGGAAUGAUUCUAGCUCGACCAGCAGAGCGGCUACGAAUUCAACAAACACAAUCGUUGGUAAAACAACAGCAACUGAGACCAAAGUUUCUGGUGUUUCAUCAAAGAUCAAUCCCAGGGAUCGUCUGAAGCGCAAAAUGCAGAUUCUGCUCAACAAACAAUUCAAAGCCGAUAAAAAGGCUGAAAUUGAAAGAACAGAGCGUCAGAUGCAACAGCAACAAGAGCGUGAUGAUGAAAUGCGCGAAUUGGCUUUAAGACUGCGAAGAAGGCAAAGGGAGUUGCGUCAUAAGUACGGUACUCCUUCAAGCAGUCGCAGUCGAUCACUGUCGCGAUCUCCAGCUCGAUUUGAGGAUGAAGAUACCUGCAGAUUGCGCGAAAGAGUACGAAGUCGUGAGAAAGAGCGUUCUAGUAGUCGUAGACGUUCUGAAGAUCGCUUGAGACAUUGUCGAGAUCGCUCUCGUGAGAGAUCUCGUGAUGAUCGUCGUAGAUCACAUGGAAGAUCGCGUGGUAGAUCGAGAGACAGUCGCAGUCGAUUCAGGAAGAGCAGAAGCAGGAGUGACAGUCGCAGUAGGCGGAGUAAACGCUCGCGAUCACGCUCAAGAUCACGCAGAAAUAGGCGUUCCAGCUCACGGGACCAUGGUCAUUCCCAAAAAUCUGUUAAGAAACUUGUCGAUUAUAAUUUGGUGUGCUUCAAUGCUGGCGGGCGAUGGCUGCAGAUCGUUGAUAAUGGAGAGUUAAAUUUUUGCGAAAAAAGACUGAAAAUGCAAUUUAAUAGUGCUAGAAAUAAGCGGGAGUCAUUCAUGACACCACCAACUCUUCAGAAAUGCUUGAGUCGUGAACUCCAGGAAGUGCUGAACCAGAGAAACCUCCUCACGGUGAAAUCGCGUCAGAAAAUGUGCCGGCUAUUGGACACACUUUCCGUGGAGAGUGAGGAAAGUGAUAAGAGAAGAUCGCUUAGGCGUCAGGCAGUUGAGGAGAUCAUUUCGUCGGAGAAGUCGUAUAUUCAGCAAUUGAAAGUUUUGAUGGAUUUCUUUGUGAAACCACUGGAAAAUCUCCAAAUAAUUGAUGGAAUGACCCAUGCAGCUCUCUUUGGGCACAUUGAGAUGAUGUACAAUUUGAAUGGUGAACUCUUGAGGGAAUUGCAGGAGGAUACAGAUAGGGUGGCAGAUGCAUUUCUCAAGCUUGCUCCAUUCUUUCGGCUCUAUUCUGUUUAUGCUUUUGAUUACAAAAAGGCUCUGCUGAAGUUGCAGGAGCUCACGGCUAAAAACUCAGCUUUUAGGCAAUUUUUGGGUAAUACUGAAAGUCGUCCGGAAGUUCAGUCUAAGCUCAAUUCUUUGUUGAUAGCUCCAAUUCAGAGAGUGCCACGAUAUCGUUUGUUGCUGCAGCAAGUUCUGCUUUAUACAAGUCCAUCCGAUGGGGACUUUGCUGCCCUCCAGGCAUCUGUGAAGGAGGUGGAAACGACUGUGGAGCACAUUGAUUCUCUGGUGGAGGAACAGGAAAAUACACAGCAGAUGAUAAAUUUGCAGAAUGCUUUGGUAAAUCGCACUCCAACUGUCAUAAAGCCGGGAAGGCGAUUAUUCCGGGAGGGAGUCCUUGAGAAAGUUUCCAGCACUGGAAGUCAUCUUAGGCGGCACUGUGCUCUAAUGUCAGACAUUUUUAUGUACAGCAAAGUGAUUAAGGAGCGCUCAAGGGGCAGUAGUAAUCUUCCGGAAAAUUCUCUCCAAUGCUGCUGUAUUUUUCCUCUGAAGAAAUCAAAGAUUACUGAGCUCUUUCCGGGCACUUUCAGGAUUUCUUGCCAAGGCGAUGGAGUAAUCUUUCGCACUGUGGACAUUUUGGAGGGUCAGAGCUGGGUUGUGGCUCUCCAGGAAGCCAUUGCCAUGCACAUAGAAUUCAGGAAGACGCUGCGAAAGGAAUCCAGCAAGAGGCGUCCACUGCGUCGGAAGAAAGAUGUGAGGAAUUUUGAGACUGAUACAAUUCUCAGUCCCAAGAGACGAGGAGAAUUUGAGAAUGUAUUCAGAACACCGGUGGAGGGUGAAGAUGCUGAGAAUUCCAAGAGGAAUUGUUUCCAUCUUAAUCCGGUGAAUAUGCUCAAGAGGAGAACUCAGGAACGGACUUCGCAGAUGCCACCGAAAAAAAUUCUUCGACUGAGAGAUGAGAAUGAUUUUCAAGAGAAGAAUCGCGACAUUCUCUAUCCUUUGAGGGAGAUUCAGGAGAACACAAAAUCUCAGGAAGGGCCCGAAGGUCCAGGGAAGGAAAGACAGGAAGGAACAGUGCGACGGGUUCACUUCGAGGAUCCUCCGGUGAGUGGUUAUGCCAUUGUUAAUGAUAGCAGCUCUCAAUAUGAAGGAAUCAUUCCCAGAAUGCCCAAUGUUACAUCUCUCAAAGAUAGACUUAUCAAUUUCUUUUCAAAGAUCUUUUAAUUUCUUAAUUGUCCAAUUAAAAAAAAAAUUUGUCAAAA
Phlebotomus papatasi is the source of this 4391-nucleotide messenger RNA. RefSeq names its product rac guanine nucleotide exchange factor JJ-like. Lineage: Eukaryota; Metazoa; Arthropoda; Insecta; Diptera; Psychodidae. Gene Ontology annotation, molecular function: guanyl-nucleotide exchange factor activity. Gene Ontology annotation, biological process: intracellular signal transduction. The record is from RefSeq and is a predicted model, not a curated record. The transcript has 10 exons. Bases 127 to 4353 code for a protein of 1408 amino acids.